CACCCUCCAGCGUUCUGUAGCCCAGUCCUGUUUUGUGAACCUUGUUUUGACCACUGACGCCGAGCCUGUCUGGUCCCUGUCUGUCUUGUGUGCCUUGGAUUUUGAUCUUGCCUGAUACCGACCUCGCCUGCUACCCUGACCACGAUGUUACGCCUGACGGAACGAUAUCUGAAAAAUGUACCAGAACCUCAAGACAUCACUGUACUGGAUUUUACUGGCCUACAACCACAGCACCUACAAUGACAGCAAGUUUUACAGCUUCAGUGUAGACGGCCCUCAUUGCAGUCUACAGCAGCCUCUACAACAGCCUCUACAACAGCCUCUACAACAGCUGCAGCAACAGUGACUAUCUUGACGUUGACCUGGCGGUGACGUGUGUCAUCGCAACAGAUCUUGUUGAUGUUCAGUUGGAGGUGGUUCUGUCCACACCAGUCCACAAAGCUGUCCACCACUUCCUGAUACUGUGACAUCACCACCCUGGAUACGUCCUACAGUAGCAGAGCCAUCAGGGAACUGGAGAAGACAGUACUGAGUUGUACCUGAAGUCUGAGGUGAAGAGGGUGAAGAGGAAGGAGACAGGACGGUCCCCUGUGGAGCUCCUGUGCUGCAUGCACAGUGUCACACACAGUUCUGCAGGUGGACGUACUGUGUGCGGUGGUGAGGUGGUCCAUGAUCCAUGAGAUCAGGGCGGCUUCAGCUGCAUGUCCUUCAGUUUCUCUCCCAGCAGCGCAGGCUGGAUGGUGUUAAAUGCACUGGAGAAAUCAAAGAACAUGAUCCUCACUGAGGGGUCAGGCUGCAGGUGGGUGUGGGUGCGAUGGAGCAGAUGUAUGAUGGCGUCAUCCACUCCUAGAUGGGGUUGAUAUGCAAGGAGGGGGUCGACUGAGGGUUUGACCAGAGACCGUCCAGGAUCAGCCUCUCAAAAGCCUCCAUGAUGUGAGAGGUCAGAGCCACGGGUCUGUAGUCGUUGAGGACUCUGGGACGUGGCGUCUUAUUCACUGGCACGAUGCAUGACUUCUUCCACCCAAGAGGAACUCUCUCCAGCUGCAGGCUCAGGUUGCAGAUGUGUUGGAGGACACCACAGCAGGGCUGAUUCCAUCAGGUCCUGCAGCCUUUGUUGGAUGAAGCUUGUUCAGCUCCUUUCUCACCUGAUCUGCUGUGAUGGUGGGGGUGGAUGAGCCCUGUGGGUGGUGUGAAGGGGGCUCUAUUGGCCCAACCUGGAAUCUGUUAAAGAAGUUAUUAAGUUCGUGACGGUCCUCAUGCUCCUCCACACUUCCCUGGUGUUGUUCUGAAGCCUGUGUUCUUGUUUCCUCCUGUGAGCCUCCUUCCCCUCCCUGAUUUUGACUGACAGCUCUGGGGACACUCCAAGCUGCUUCCCUGUCACCUGAAUGCUUUCUUCUUUUCAUGCAGGGUGGAUUUGAUGCCAUGAGUGACCCAUGAUUUGCUGUUAGGAAAGCAGCGAGACGUUUUGUCAGGUACAUGAGUGUCCACGCAGAAAUUAAUAUAAUCUGUGAUGCAGUCUGUCAGUGCAUCAAUGUCCUUCCCAUGAGGUUCAGAGAGCCUCCCAGUCAGUGUCUUUAAAGCAGUUCUGCAGAGCAACGCGCCCCUCAUCUGUCCAUUAAUAGUUUUAAUGGUGGCGGCUGCUUUUGAACCUGAGGUGUGUGUUGUGGCAGCAGAUGAAUCAGAUUGUGAUCUGACUUUCCCAUGGGGGGGGGGGCAGUGGAAGAGUAGGCAUCCUUAACAUUAGCAUACAUCAGGUCCAGUCUGUUCUCAACUCUGGUGGAACAGCUCACAAACUGGGUGAAUGGAGGAAGUGACUUGUCGAGGCUGGUGUGAUUAAAGUCACCGGAUCAUAAAGAAAGCGCCAGGAUGUCUGGACUGCAGGUUGGAGACGACUGUCUGCAUGACAUCAUAUAAUCAGCCAGGGGGGACACGGCUUGAAUCUUGUCAUCUUCUUAACAAGUAAUGGCAUUGCUAUGCCAGUAACAUGGAGUCCCUAGAACCUUAGCUUUUAGAUGGCGCCACGGAUCAUUAGGUUUGGAUAAAGUAUCGCAGCUGUAGAGCCAGAAAUGCGUUGUGGGCUAACACUAGCAGCUAAUGCAGGGGAGGCUGAAUAUUAGCGAUUAUUGUGGGUAUAGGUUUUUUGUUUUUUACUAAGGCCAUGUUUGAUACACCUAAAAGACAAUUAUAUAGUGAUGUAGCCCCCUGACACAUUGUGUCUUCUGUCUUCUGUGUGCGUUUCCCAAUUCCAACUUACACGUCUGGAAGCACAACCUGCUACCUCUGUGGUUCCAGAGUGAUGGACAGAGAAGGAACCUGAUGCUUCUGAUGCAUCAUCAGUGACGCUUGGUCUGAAUGUGAGCAGAUAUUUACUGAAGCUGUUUAUCUGCCUAAACCGUAACCAUGCAGCGAGUUUCCUGUGUCUCAAGAGAACGUCUGAUAAAGUGUCACACAUCGUGACGGAUGAAGCGAUUUGUGAGGAGCCUAGAGUUUUGCACAAACAUCACAUAGCGAUAUAAGACCUUUCCUGCCACUUGACACGUUAUCACUGUUUGCAGUGGUUAAAUUGUGAGAUACUCUCAUAGGAAGAACAUUCAGAUUGUGACUGUGGUUUCACGCAGAGACCAUAAGGCAGCAGCUGCACACAGCAUCACCAUCGUCCUGCGUCGCUCCAAGGUAACGUUCCUGCUUCACAUCUGUGUGUUCCAGCUCCUGGUUCAUCAGGGCCCUGACGUGAACCAUCAGCAGACUGGGUUUGGUUCUGCAGCAGGUGUCGGUCCGUCAGCAGCUCCACGUUGGCUCUGAGCCGCUGAUCCGGUUCCAGCUUCAGUCGCUAGCGUUGACUGUGACCUUGAAGACUCCAGGGGUCGGUUCCCUGGUCCAGAGUCAUGUUUAAUGUGGUUCUCAGCUCCGUUUGCUUUGCAGGUCCACGUCUUACGUUUCCUGAGUAAAAGUGUGUGUUUGAACCUGUGCAGUGGUUUCAGCCAAAGGACAUGGUGUCGUUGUGACUUCAGGAUGUUCAGCACAUCCAUUAGUUGUAGUUCGGUUGAUUUACUAGAACUGUGUGUGAGACGUUGGAUCAUGUUCAGGAUUCACUUACUGGACAAAUGAACAGUUCUACUAGAACUUUACUGACACUUUAUCAAACUAUUCUUUUCCAGUUUCUCAGUGAAGAAUGAAUCAGAGCGACAUCAAUGACACAUUGAUGGACAAUGAUGACUACUACAUCAAUGAAGUUUAUAAUGGAACAGAAGCUGCAUACAUCUAUGAGCAUUACCAUAAAAUACUUGAGGUUUUAACGUGGCUGGUCGUCGCCAUCGGCCUCAUCCUGAUGCCUGUCGCCAUCUUUGCUGUUUCCUCUCUGGUGAAGAAAGACAACGUUGCUCCGAUCUUCGUCAUCAACCUCCUGGUUUCUGACAUCAUUCAGCUCUGUGCUAUGAUCAUUGUGCAGAUAAAAGGUGUAAAUACUUUAAUUAUUGCUGCUUACAUGUACUUCGUCAGUGUUUCAGCCAGCGUGGGCUUCAUGCUGUGCAUCGCUCUGGAAAGGUAUUUGCUCAUCGUCCGGCCGCUGUGGUACCGAACCAGACGGACCAUGAAGAUGUCCCUGCUGCUCUGUGCUGCAGUCUGGACUCUUCCAUUGUUUUACUUCCUCUUUCGCAUGGUCAUGUUUUCAUACAAUCAGUAUUGUUUGUUCUUCAUCAUUACUGGCAUCUUCCUCCUCCUCCUGGUUCCUCUGCUCGUGUUCUUCAUGGUUGGGACCCUCAGAGCUUUGUCUGCCUCCAUCAGCGUUCGUGCUGAGGAAAAGCAUAGAAUCGUUGGACUUCUGGUUCUGGUGCUGCUGAUUUACACACUGCUGUUCCUGCCUUUCAUAAUUUUUUUAUUGGUUGAUUGCUUUAUUUAUGAUUAUGAGUUGGAGUUUGUUGCUUACUUUUUCCUUAAACUCAAUCCUGUUGCUGACUUGUUCCUGUACAUCUUCCUCAGAAAAGGGGCUGUGAACCAGGUUUGGUUUUGUUGCAGAAAGAACAGAACUAGUCAUCAGUUGUCAAGUGGUUUGAAUGAUGGUGACACAGUUACAAGUUUGUAGUGAUUAAACAUCAAUUAAGCAUACGCAAUCAUCUUUUGUGUAGAGCUAAACUACAAAGAGCUGAAAACGGAGGCGUCAGAAUCAUAUCUUAACAAACAUCCUAUCAAAAAUUAAAUAUCUAAAUGUGUGUGGAGACAUUUUGUGUUUGUGUUGAAAUAAAAAGC
Molecule: messenger RNA, 4245 nt
Organism: Betta splendens (Siamese fighting fish)
Lineage: Eukaryota; Metazoa; Chordata; Actinopteri; Anabantiformes; Osphronemidae
Product: psychosine receptor-like
Exons: 5
Coding region: 3173-4081 (302 amino acids)
Biological process (GO): positive regulation of Rho protein signal transduction; phospholipase C-activating G protein-coupled receptor signaling pathway
Cellular component (GO): membrane
Molecular function (GO): G protein-coupled receptor activity
Source: RefSeq, a predicted model, not a curated record